GAGCACGUGGCAGACUUCAGCGCCGAUGCGAUGCGGAUCCCUGGGGCUUCCAACUGCGCUUCAUGAACUCCAAGGGCGUUCCUGGACAAACUGAGGUCAGCACAGACACUCACUUUGUCCUGGGUGACAAAGGCUAUGUUUGCCUGCAGCCUAACGGUGAGUGGAGCAUAUCCCUCCGGGUUUUACCAGAAUCUGAUGAGGAGUUUCUCACGAGCAUGGAAGCGACGGAUGGCAACGUGCAGAAACUGAAGGAGUACGUUCAGACCCAUGCCAAGUUCACGGCCGACAACUUGCUGGAUGAGGAGGCUUAUCGCAAGUUCUAUGACUGCCCACCCUUCAGCGGCGUCGUUGUCAAGUGCUCUUCCCUGAAUCCAGCAGGCUGGAUCUACCUCAUUGGGGAUGCCGCACAUGCUGUGCAGCCAGCUACGGGGGAAGGCAUCAACAGCGGCUUGGAGGAUGCCGCUGUGCUUGGUGUCGUUCUGAAGGAGAACGCAGACGAUCCAUUUGCAGCGUUUGACUGUCAGCAGCGGCCGAACGCUCACGCACUUCAGAAACUGGCAUUGGAGGCCCGGAGCCGAGUGAGUCUGCCUCCUCCCCGAGAGCAAGCCGUGAAUGUCAUGGUGACCAUUGGCUUAGCCAUGGCCAAGAAGCUCCGCAUCAUCGAAGGCACCAAGCAGGACUUCAUGCUUGGAGAAAAAGCCCAGUCUGUGGGAAUCAAGUCCUACGAUGAGCUCGUGCAAAUCGACGAGCGGCAGACGCGAAAGCUUCGACCUCUUGCGAAUGCCCUGGCGAAAAUUUUCCGAGUGCCAAAGGAGCACCCACCAGCCCAGACACAGAGCUAA
This is a messenger RNA of Symbiodinium necroappetens, 842 nucleotides long. NCBI's taxonomy places the organism in Eukaryota, Dinophyceae, Suessiales, Symbiodiniaceae. The record is from the annotation of a GenBank genome assembly.